AUGGGAAUUCCAAUUAAAAGACUACAAAAUUUCCUGAGCUCUUGCAUUUCUACUCACUGUCUCAACAAUGGAACAUGUUCAAAUACUACCGGAUCGUACCGUUGUAUCUGCCCGCCAACGUUCCAUGGCCCGUUCUGCCAGUUUGAUGUCAAUGCCACCAACUACAGCUGGAGUGCUUUGGAAAUCGCUCUUCUAUUCUUUGUGGUCUUCAUGAUUGCGUUCGCCAUCUUUAUAGUCUGUUGCGCAUCAUCAAAUCGUAUGGGUUUCUACAUCAGUGUACCAAACAAACAUUACAACAGAUGGGCCGAGGAAGACGAUAUGUUUGACGACCUCCCAACGGAGAAUGGCGAGCAACUAAUGGCAAUGGCCGAUAUACGAAAAGGAAUCGUGGUAUCUAGAACCCGAGAAACGGUACUUGAAGAUUUGGAGGACUCGGCAAUACUGCAACUGUAA
Molecule: messenger RNA, 453 nt
Organism: Caenorhabditis briggsae
Lineage: Eukaryota; Metazoa; Nematoda; Chromadorea; Rhabditida; Rhabditidae
Exons: 6
Coding region: 1-453 (150 amino acids)
Molecular function (GO): calcium ion binding
Source: RefSeq, a predicted model, not a curated record